This is a messenger RNA of Ceratina calcarata, 4633 nucleotides long. RefSeq lists its product as uncharacterized. The coding region runs from base 253 to 1572 and encodes 439 amino acids. NCBI's taxonomy places the organism in Eukaryota, Metazoa, Arthropoda, Insecta, Hymenoptera, Apidae. The transcript has 7 exons. The record is from RefSeq and is a predicted model, not a curated record.
CUCAAUGAGACACCCUAUAUGUAUAUACGUAUGUAGGUGGAUACGUUAAAAAUCGUGAAGGCAAUGCGCCUCUGGCGGCCAACCGCGCAAACAAUCGUUGCGGAAAUAAUUAUCGCGAUUUAUAUUAUUUGCAAAUGCGAGGAGAAUCGUUAAUGAGGGUUAUGCCAAGUAGCGGCGAUUAGAGUGAUAAAGGGGUCCUGAAGUGAUCCCAGUUACACUUUGUGUGAGUGAAAAGUCGUUCUCGGUACGGGAAUGGACUUGACAGAAACUAUGAAAAACAUUGUUGCCAAAGGUAUGCAAACCGAAAUGGGACCACCAGGCGGAGGUUCUGGUUAUCCUGGGACACCCAGCAGUGCUGGUUACGUUACUGAAAAGAUGUAUAUGUUAUUACAAGCUUAUCUUCAGAAUAAGGGUUGGAAUCCAAGCAUCGAACUACUUCAAUGUUUCUCCGAAUUCAAAGAUGCAUCCAUGAUCCCAAGUGCUGCUUACUUGCAGAUGAUGGCAUCGAGAAUAGCUUUGGACUCUCAGGGAAGGCUAGUUCUUAGAGAAAAUGGGAAAAUAAUAUUGCCCUAUGAACAUUUUGCAAAUGCUGUGAUGUUGAAACAUAUGAAUGGUCCGCAUGGUCUGCAUUUGGGCUUAGAGGGCACAGUUAGGGCUGUCAUGGAAUCUUACACUAUUGGCCGAGAAUGCUUUGGUAUGGAAAAAGAAUUUAUAAUAGAGGUGGUACAAAACUGUCCAAAUCCUGCUUGCCGUUAUUAUAAGAAUCAACUUGAAUUAACUCAAAAAAUGGGACAUAUGGCGCCAACUUAUAUCCAAGAUAAUGAAACGACAGCUUCUCUUUUACGUAGUAGUUUUCCUCAUAAUACAGAUUUCCAAACAAGUUUAAGCAGCGCCAAUCCGAACACUCAUAUGGGAGGAGGAUCGACAGCGGAUUUGGCAGAGAUCAGAGGUGCUGGAAACCAAAUGAAUCUUCAACGUCCUCCGAGCCGUCCAUCGUUAAAUAUUCCGCAUAGACCCUCGUCCCAAGAGAAAAAAGUAGCUGCUGCCAAGCAGCACUACGAAUCCUUGGUACCUAAUAUCGCGAUGUCUGAUCAUAAAUUAACAGACUUCUUAAGGACGAACUUGGAUAAUUUGGACAAUCUUACUGGACUUGGCCUAGGAAAUCUACAAGGAAUAGGAAACGCGAAUAAGGAUUUGUUAGCUUUACACAAUGGAGCCUGGCCAUUGGAAAACGAGAAAGGUUCUCGAGGAUCUUCCAAUUCAGAAGGUGGUCAAGAGAAAAUAGUCAGAGCUUUCGCAGAAGUGAUGAAGAACAUGGCAAGAAUGAAGGCCUGCGUACGUCCAGCGAUGUGCAAACCGUACGGAAAACAGUCGGAGGCUUUGCAAAAAACGUUGGUGGAUACGAUACAGCUUGUACAGUCGCUAAGAAGUUUCCUGCCACCUCCGCAUAUUCCUGUAUCAAGCUGGAAAAACGAAGACAAACAUCGAUUAGAUCAUACGGGUACUACUUAUCUACCACCAUUAAAGACUGGAGGUUUAGAAGAGUUAUGCGAACAACGCAAGCUAGACUAAACGAUAAUGUCUUCUCGCUUUUGAAGCGGCUGACUUUGCGCUCUAUGAUGUCCUAGUCAUGUGGUGUUUAUGGGUUAGAUGGGUGUUUUUGUAUUUUAAACAACCCGAAGGAUUGCUCAAAUGUUGUUGGCGUUUAGGACUUCAAAACAAAAAAAAAUUACUAAGAGUCAUGCGUGGACUGUGAUAAACGUGGGUAGUGAAAAAAAAUUUAUAUGUAGUCAAUCGAAACUCACACCGUUAUUUCAAAUUCGAAUUAGCUUUAUUUUGUUGCUAAUAAGUUUACUUCGAAUUUUCACGACCUGCCUAUGGGGCUUAGUUAGCGAUAGAUAAUUCUGAAUUAUCUAUCCCGUAGUUUCUUAAACAAUUUGCAUAUAUAUUAUGAACGCGUAUAUCGUCAAACGGCAUUUAUAUUUUAUUGUUACUCACUGAUUUAACAGCUCACCGUUUGUGUUCCAAUAAUUACCUAAUUAACAUUGUAUUAUAAAGACUCUCUGUUACAUAAAUUAACAUUUUAUAUGCACAUAUUCGAAGUUUGGGCAAAGUGCUCUGCGUAUAAGUUCGACGAGUUUGAUAAUUUAAAUAUCGGAGUGUGAAAUAAGCAAUCGUCAUUCUUGUUAUAUCACUCGACCUCGCAAUUUUAUUUAAUUCUUUUUUUAUACGAUAUUUAUUGUAUAACUAUGUGAAGUAUUGCUCCGAUUCGAAGGAUUGAAACCGCGGAAAUGUUAACCAGUUAAAGAAGCUGUUCAAUUUAUACAUAUGUAAGUUUUUUAAAAAUUGCAUUGUAUAAAUUAUUGUUUAUUUAUAAAAGUAUAUCGAGAAUUAUAUUGUUGUUACGUCUAGUUAUUAUUACAAGUUUAUAUUCGAAACUUGAAAUAAUUUUGUAAGCUCCAUGGGCAGUAGCGCGCGGUGUGCACGUAAAAUAAAUAUCAUUGGUCAAUUCAUAAAUAUUUUUCGAGAAACAUAUUAUUUCGUUAUUAUAUAAGAACGAAAAAAAAACGUUGCAUUAUUAGGAAACUCUUGAAACGUGAUACGCACCGAUGCUCAAAAUUUUUUCUCUCUGUGCAUUGAUAUCACUUAUGAAUGAUAUUACUUCUGCGAAUCACGGAAAGUCGUGAUCAAUCAUGAGAAGAGGAAAGUAUGCGUUGUCUUAAUCGAAAGUUUCUUCGAUUGAAUGCAUUUUAUUUUGAUCGUAGGAGCAAAGCCGUUUUAAAACUCGAUUGUUAUACGCAUAUCUGCGAUGGUAAAAUGUUUCCUUCUUGCUCGAUAAAUAUCAGAAUAGUGAUACUAUAUGUUUCCGACUAUAAACAAUAAUAAAUUUGUGUAAAACGAAUGCGUGGAAUAAGUACGAAUGCGUGGAUCUUGUUUGUACACAGAUUUCGAUGGAUGGUAGACACUUUUCGGCUAUCAAAUAGCAAAAUUUUAUAUGAAUGUGUGGCGAACGGAUUCUGUUUUAAAUAUCUCUCGAUAAUCGUAUCUGUUAUAAAACUCAUGUAUAUUUAUUUAUAAUAACCGCAGGAUACAAUUGUUAACAGGGCUCAGAUUUCUGUGAUUCACAAUCUAUACCCUUGCAUUAAAAUAUCGUUUGAACUAAUCUUUUAUAUUUUAAACAUUUUAAAAAUAGUAGGAAGGGGUAAAACAUGUAGUUAUUUACAUGGGCUUUAUGCUAUUUUUUCUCUACUCACAAUCAGUUUUACUUUAUUCUAUAUUAGAGAUCAUACAAAAAAUAGCUGCGGGAUAUCAAUAAAGCUCAUUAAUGAAACUUACUGUCAGGUUAAAUUUCAUCUGUCUGCUGAUAAUGUUAGGGGCAAAACGAUUCUACGGUUACUGUGCAGUGUUUUCUGAUUACGCUUGAUAUUAGGACAAAGCAGUGGCACAGGUCGUGGUUUCUGUUAACGGGCUUUAUCCACAUUGGGCGCACAGAAUGUUACAAAUUGUGCAACGUUUGGCAUCUGAAAUAUCACCGUAAUUUAAGUCCUGUAAAUAUCCACCGUUCUACUCCGUUUUGUUAUGUUAAUUGAGAUGAUCUUAAGAAUUAAGGCUGCUGCAAUAUCGUCUAUGAAUAAUCCAACGACUUACCUGUUACGCACCAAAGUUAUAUUCGCGAGUAACGAUUGUAGUUCGUUCUACGAGAAUGUCUUGGCGAUAUUCCUAAUGAUACCAUUUUUUAAUGACGUAUCAUUGUGAUAAUAUUAAAACAAGAGUUCCGAAAAUAAUGAAUUGUGGAAUUAAAAAAAAAGAAUCCAGGCUGAUAUGUCCUGUACGAUAUCCUGGAAAAUUUCUUAGAUUUUUAAUUUCGCGAACAGAGAAGAUUAGUCACUAUUAGAAAAGAGUAUUGUAAACGGAUCAAUUUUUGCAGAGACAUCGUCAACGUGUCCUUGUAGGGCAGAAUCUGCAAUCGAUUUAUUUCUUCUAGUAGUUAUUAUAAAACUAACGUGGACAUAUAAUUGUUUGUCUUGCUUGUCGGAGCCCUCGACACGACUAAGCAUAUCUAUAAGCCGGCAAUAUGUAUGCCAAAUAAAAAAGUAAGAUUGGCAGAGAGAGAGAGAGAGAGAGAGAGAGAGAGAGAGAGAGAGAGAGAGAGAAUGAGAGAAAGUACGGAAAGUCUGAUGAUUCAAAACAAGGUACAAAUGCCGAGUCUCGAGACAAAUAAAAGAGCGUCAGUAGGCGUGCGUGUACGUGUAUACGUGUGAAUGAUUUGUUCAGGGAAUCGAAAUAGUUUCCGAAUUUUAAUCGCUCUCGCGCCAUAUUUAAUACCAAUAGAAACCGUGUACAAGUUUCUCUGCACCUUUUUGACUUUUUCACAGUAAGAUUGAUCGUUGUAAGAUGCGCACCGUCGUCGUUUAUACGAUAGUGUAAACGAACAAUCGAACACAAUGAUGAUGGUGAUGAUAAUGAUGAUGAUGAUGAUGAUGAUGAUGAUGAUGAUGAAUUUAUAAUACACCAAACGCUACCGCUGUAUCUGCACAUUAAGCUCUCGUUGUCGCUUGCCAGUAUUGCUCUCCUGUAUUCACGCAUAAUUCUAACCGAUGAACAGCAAUCAUUAAAGUUUUUACAAGUGUGA